Messenger RNA from Magnolia sinica, 1097 nucleotides. Its product is annotated as serine/arginine-rich splicing factor RS31-like. Bases 153 to 902 code for a protein of 249 amino acids. The record is from RefSeq and is a predicted model, not a curated record. The transcript is spliced from 5 exons. Gene Ontology annotation, molecular function: RNA binding. Gene Ontology annotation, biological process: mRNA splicing, via spliceosome. Lineage: Eukaryota; Viridiplantae; Streptophyta; Magnoliopsida; Magnoliales; Magnoliaceae. Gene Ontology annotation, cellular component: nuclear speck.
UCCGCCCUCUGGCCCAUUUCCCUUUUAUGAGUUAGGGUUUUCAAAGAAACUGCUUCUUCCCUUUUCCUCGCCUUAGGGUUAGGGUUUCCACCCGUUACUUUUCAAUCUUCUUCGUAUAAUAAUCAGAUUUUCCGUCCUUUUCUUUUGGAAGGAUGAAGCCAGUUUUCUGUGGUAAUUUCGAUGGCGAGACACGCCACUCCGAUUUGGAGCGGCUCUUCUCCAGAUACGGCAGGGUCGACCGCAUCGACAUGAAAUCUGGGUUUGCCUUUGUUUAUUUUGACGAUGAGCGUGAUGCUGAAGACGCCAUUAGGGGUCUUGAUGAUACCCCUUUUGGUUAUGGUAAACGCAGGCUCUCGGUGGAGUGGUCAAGGCAAGGUGACCGAGGGUCGCGUCGCGAGGGGUCCAGGGCUGUGGCAAACACGAGGCCUUCUAAAACACUGUUUGUGAUAAACUUUGAUCCAAUCCAUACAAGGAUUCGUGAUAUUGAGAGGCACUUUGAACCUUUUGGGAAGAUUUUACACGUACGAAUUCGGAGAAACUUUGCAUUUGUCCAGUUUGAAACACAAGAAGAGGCCACAAAGGCCCUGGAGUGCACUCACAUGAGCAAGAUUCUAGACAGGGUGGUGUCUGUUGAAUACGCUCUCAGGGAUGAUGGCGAGCGUGGUGACAGGCGUGACAGCCCCCGAAGAGGUGGUGGAGGAUAUGGGAGGCGAGGGGAUAGUCCAUAUGGCCGUUCUGUAAGUCCGGUUUACCGCAGAGGCCCUACUCGUCCCAGUCCUGAUUAUGGGCGAGCCCGCAGUCCUAUUUAUGAUAGAUACAAUGGACCAGCUUAUGACCGGAACCGCAGUCCUGACUAUGGCAGAUACAGGAGCCGAUCACCUGCCCGAAGGUCAAGGUCGUGAAAUGGGUUCUGAAGGCGCAGUACUAGGACUCAAAGCAGCUAAAUGUGUCUUUUUUUUAAAAUGUUUUUUUUUUUUUUUUGGUUUGUCAGGUGGAUAGUGAGGACUUGUACAUGGUGACUCUUUUCUGUGGGCCUACACUAGGCUUUUUAUGGAGCUCUUUAAGUUGGUUUUGCCUAUAUGAGCAUUUAACUUCCA